AUGGCCGCUGAACGUCCUGUGAACGUCCCCGUGAACGUCCGGAGGACGUCUUUGCGGACGUCCCCGGACAGCCAGAGGACCCUACACAUGGACGUUCGGGGGACGUUCGCAGAGGCCAUUCAGGGGACGUUCUGGGGACCUUUUUUUGUUAGCUGGUCACUAGAUCACUCAUGUGAUCUUCGGAUUCUGCUGAUCGGUAAAACCGGUUCAGGAGUGAGCGCUUCUGGAAACACUAUCCUGGGUGAAAAUGUGUUUCCAUCCAAGCGGAGUUUGACCUCCAUCACUGACAGAUGCCAAACACACACGGCUGAAGUGUCAAACAGAAGAGUUACUGUACUGGACACUCCAAACUUCUUUAAUUCAUCUGCCAUUGAUCUGAGUGUGGAGUUAAAGAGAGGACUGAACAUGUGCUCUUCGGGAAUCCACGUGAUCCUUCUGGUUCUCCCUUUACACACUUUCACUCAGCAAGACGCAAAUAUUGUGUUCUUAUUCAAGCAGAUGUUUGGAGAGAAGGCCAUGAAACACACAUUUGUCCUCUUCACACAUGGAGACGAGCUUCACAGUGAACCACCUGUACAACUAAUGAGAGAAAACGCAGAACUGUCCAAACUAACAGAGGAGUGUGGAGGGAGAUUUCACCUGCUGAACAACAAAGAUCUGAACAACAGAGAUCAGGUCAAUAAACUCCUGAUGAAGAUCCAACGAAUGGUGUCUGACAAUGAGAACAGCUGCUACACUUUACAGAUGUUUAAAGAUCAGUCGCUCAAAGUAUUUCUGCUGAGAUUUAUGAAGCCCAAAUAUCUGUAUGCAGUCAGUGUUGUCAUUGUGUUUGCAUUGAUUUAUGUUAAUAUUGGGGCGUGAGAUUAAGCGAUCUCACUCUGCCUUUCAGUGUUCUCCUGUGUUUAUUAGGGAGUCACUUUAAUUAUACUUAGUCAUAAUGGGUCGGUCUAUAUCCUUUUAGCUGCCCCAUCAAAAAAAAAAAAAAAAAAAAAAGAAGGCAUUUGAAAAAUUGUUUGUUUGCAUUUCUUAUCUACUUAUGUCGCUAGUUAUCACACUCAAUAUAUAUAUUUUUUUCAACACAUCCCGUAAUUUUUUACAUAUCAGCCUCUACCAAUUGAUAUGUGACUUUAUGGUAAAAGUAACGAAUUCAUACAUGUGCUAUGGAAAUCAGAAAAUAUGAACUACAAUACUAAUUUAUUUCAAAACAAUCAAAAUAAAAUAGUUUUGUAUAUUGAAUCUUUAUUUAUUGAAGUAUGCCAUAAAAUAGUUAAGGUUUUCAUUUUAACAAAGGAAAUUAUAUGUUUUCUUGUUUUUUGAAUGAACAACACAAAUAACUAAAAGUAACAAAAAAAAAUG
Messenger RNA from Megalobrama amblycephala (Wuchang bream), 1356 nucleotides. RefSeq names its product GTPase IMAP family member 2-like. NCBI's taxonomy places the organism in Eukaryota, Metazoa, Chordata, Actinopteri, Cypriniformes, Xenocyprididae. The coding region runs from base 1 to 861 and encodes 286 amino acids. The transcript has 2 exons. The record is from RefSeq and is a predicted model, not a curated record. Gene Ontology annotation, molecular function: GTP binding.